UUAUGUUCUUUUCGGUAACGUUAUGAGGCAUAUAGUAUGGAUGGGAACCUCUAUUGGGUGUGUUACGGUACUGUUGGAAGGAGAAUAAAAGUUCUGGUUAGGAGUCAUGGCUGUCCAUUUAAGGAAGGUUAAUGUUGUACCUGUUAAACGACAGAACAUGGUGUCAGAAUUAUAGUUUAGUUUUCAGUGUCGUUCGUGGCGUCACCGUGAAGGAUUGACAAGAAGAGUUAGCACGGCGCUAUCACGACUCAGUUUCAAGUCUCUCCGCCGAAGAAAUUCACGUUCAAGUGAAAGCCUUGAUUUAUACGAUGGGGAGGAAGUUACAUCUUGACCCUGAAUUGACACUACAGAGUGAACUAGUAAAAAAACACCAGGAUUAGCUCAAAUCGACCUUCAAAUGGGAAAUGGCAAACGAACUGCUGGAUAGUGUGCAAACUAAACAGUACAGUAAUGUGAAAACAAAACAAGUAAAGCCACUCUUUGGACAGCUGUCAAGAAACCCCCCACAAAUAAAGCCUAAAAAAGAGGAUGCGGUGACACAAAGGGGUAUAAUUUGCAGCAAUGCCCUGCAAGAGAUGCAAUAUGUCACCUCUGUCAUAAGAAGGGACAGAGCAUGUAAGUGCUAGAGCAUGUAAAUCAAAGAAGGUGCAUGAGGUGAACAUAGCAACACUAACAUAAGACACAAUGGAGGACAUUGCGUUUCUUGGUUCACUGUCAUCUAAUGUACCAGGAAGUCCCUGGAUGAAUGAGAUAACAAUCGGCAAUCUCAAGAUGUUGUUCAAAAUUGAUACGGGGGCUGAUGUAACGGCAGUCCCGGUUACACUGUACAACCAGGGCCAGUUCCAAAAACUGAUACCUCCCAGGAGAGUCAUCCAGGGACCAGGUGGAACAUCACUGUAAAAGGGAAAUUCACAGCCACCCUUGGCAAGCACAACGAACAUACGAAACAGGAAAUCUAUGUGGUGGAUGGGUUGUGCAUGCUUUUGUUGGGCAGACCAGCAGUAUCUGCACUUCAACUGGUACGCUUUAUGUUGUCAGCUUAACCUCCAAAGAAAGGGUGGAAAAAGAGUUCCACAACUCUUCAGUGGCUUAGGCAAAAUGGACGGUGAGUACAGCAUUGUGCUGAAACCAGGUGCAGAACCUUUUUCUAUAUCGACUCCAAGACGCAUUUCUCUCCCCUUCUUACCAAAGGUGGAAGGAAGGAAGAAUUGAGGCGUAUGGAACAACAGGGUGUAAUUUCAAAGGUGAAGGAGCCAACUGAAUGGUGUGCUCCCAUAGUUGUGGUGCCAAAGAGUACAGGUCAAGUGAGAAUUUGACAGAUUUCACAGAAUUGAACAAAUCAUUUAUGAGAGAAAAACACCCUCUCCCUUCAGUAGAAAGCACAUUAGGACAACUUGCAGGAGCCGAAGUGUUUUCCAAACUUGAUGCCAAUGCAGGGUUUUGGCAGAUUCCACUUUCAAAGGAAUCCUCUUCGCUCACCACAUUUAUAACUCCAUUUGGCCACUAUUGCUAUAACCAUCUAUGCUUUGGAAUCUCCUCUGCACCUGAGCAUUUCCAAAAAUGCAUGUUCAGGAUUUUUGAGGGACUGGAAGGUGUUGUUUGCCAAAUGGAUAACGUGCUCGUCUGGGGGCCGUCACAGAGUGAACAUGAUGAGAGGCUGAGAGGGGGUGCUUGCAAUCCUUCAGGAAGCUGGAGUCACAUUCAAUGAGAAAUGUGAGUUUUCCAAUACAAAAAUCAAGUUCCUUGGAUAGAUCGUUGAGGCAUCAUUGGUGAGCCCAGACCCAGAUAAGCUGGAACCAGUUAAAGCAAUUAAACAGACAUGUAAUAUCAGUGAAGUAAGGCAGUGCUUGGGAAUGGUCAACCACCUUGGAAAUUCUUACCACAUUUGGCAGUGAAAACGCAGCCACUCAGAGACUUACUGAGAAAGUCCAAUAUGUGGGUUUGGGGGUCGCAUCAGCAAGAGGUCUACGAGAAAAUCAAAGAGGAACUGUCAACACCGCCGGACUUUGCACAGACUCUGCCUGGAGGCGGGACUAGCUGAUCAAGCAGAUCACGUGGCCGGUGACUAUCAGGAAGGAGCACAACAGGAACAAAGGCACUGUUAGCGAAAAUGUUAAGAAUCCAGGGGUUCACUAACACGGUUUUAUUGUUUUAUUCAAAAUGUGUAAUUUGUAGUAAUAAUUAAAGGUAGUGACAUCAUCAUAUUUGACUGGAGCUGCUCCCGAUCUUAUGUGGCCUGAAUGCCGGAUCUCCACAGUAACACUUCGGAACACUGAGCCAGUUUAUACCAAACGUGACCAAGCAGCACGGCCAUGGCUUCAGGUAUCAACUAUCAGGACGGGCCAGCGCUUCCUCAAAUAAAUCAGAGUCCAGUAGAUGAUGACGAUGAACCCAUCCACCCGAAUAGUCCUUCCCGCAGGCAGAGCGAGUACGAGCGGAUCGGGGGCAGAGCUGGAACCUCUUUCAUACCUACAUUAAUCCAUUUACUGAAAGGAAACAUCGGUACAGGACUGCUCGGCCUGCCUCUAGCAGUGAAGAACGCUGGACUUCUGAUGGGCCCCCUGAGUCUGCUGGUGAUGGGCAUUGUGGCUGUACAUUGCAUGCAGGUCCUUGUGAAAUGUUCGCACCAUCUAAGCGCAAAGUUAGGGAAGCCAUUUCUGUCCUAUGGAGAUGCAGUGGAAUAUGGGAUGGAAAACGUAUCUUGUUUAAGAAGGCAUUCCAUAUGGGGACGGCGUGUGGUGAAUGUGUUCCUGAUCAUUACUCAGCUGGGCUUCUGCUGUGUGUACUUUGUAUUUCUGAGUGACAAUGUCAAACAGGUAAUCGAGGCGGCCAAUGGGACAACGAUGAACUGCAAUACCAAUGAGACUGCAGUGACUGUUCCCAGCUUUGAUUCCCGCAUCUACAUGGUUAUCUUCCUCCCCUUCAUUAUCGCCCUGGUGUUUACCCGCAGCCUUAAGUUUCUAGCUCCUUUCUCCUUCAUAGCCAAUGUGGUCAUGUGUGCCAGCUUGGUGUUUAUCUACGUCUACUGCGUGAUGCAUAUUCCACACCCUGUUAACCUUCCAUUGUUCGGAAAAGUUGGUGACUACCCUUUAUUCUUUGGAACUGCUAUAUUUGCUUUUGAAGGAAUCGGUGUGGUCCUGCCACUAGAAAACAAAAUGCAGAAACCACAGCACUUCAGCAAAGUACUGUAUUUGGGAAUGGGGAUCGUCACCAUGCUGUACAUCUCCCUCGGCACCAUCGGGUACAUCUGCUUCGGCAGCCGGAUAGGGGGCAGCAUCACGCUUAACUUACCCGACUGCUGGAUGUAUCAGAUCGUGAAACUGCUGUACUCCUUUGGGAUCUACAUUACAUAUGCACUGCAAUUCUACGUGCCAGCCGAAAUCCUGAUUCCCCCAGCGGUGGCACGGGUCAGGCCUAGGUUGGCGCUGCUCGUGGACCUCAGCAUCCGCAUGGGCCUCGUUCUACUUACAUGUGCGUUGGCUAUUCUGAUUCCAGAGCUGGACCUGGUCAUCUCUUUAGUAGGUUCUAUCAGCAGUAGUGCUCUAGCACUCAUAUUUCCUCCUCUGCUGGAGAUCAUCACCUUCCACACAGAAGGAAUUUCACCCUUUGUGCUAAGUAAAAACAUAGUCAUCAGCUUAAUUGGCCUGGUGGGCUUUUUAACCGGGACCUAUAUCUCUAUUGUGGAGAUCAUCCAUCGCAGUCAUACUAAACAGAGUGGAGUCUUUCAGGUCUACUGGUGACAGUCCUAUUAAACAAACUGGUUGGGCAAAUGCUGAUCUGCAUGUGCCAUUAAGAUGGUCCUCAAAUACUAUUACACUGGGUAAAGCUAUUCAUGUUGCAUUCAUCCAUAAACAACUUUUUUCAAAUAUUUGAAAAUGCAGAAAUAAAACUGGGAUAUGGGUUUUA
This is a messenger RNA of Silurus meridionalis, 3906 nucleotides long. RefSeq names its product solute carrier family 36 member 1 (gene slc36a1). The coding region runs from base 2313 to 3740 and encodes 475 amino acids. Gene Ontology annotation, cellular component: vacuolar membrane. NCBI's taxonomy places the organism in Eukaryota, Metazoa, Chordata, Actinopteri, Siluriformes, Siluridae. Gene Ontology annotation, molecular function: glycine transmembrane transporter activity; amino acid:proton symporter activity; L-alanine transmembrane transporter activity. Gene Ontology annotation, biological process: proton transmembrane transport; glycine transport; proline transmembrane transport. The record is from RefSeq and is a predicted model, not a curated record. The transcript is spliced from 13 exons.